AUGGUCGCCCGUCCGUUACCAGACGAGUCGGAGGUGCUGCCAGACAUCGUGGCCAUGGAGAAGGUCGAGGAAGAAGCGCGUCAAGAGCGUGAAGCUGCAGCUGCUUCAGAAGGAGCUCCCGGCUGCCCCAAGCCGGUCGAAGUCUCGAGCGAGAAGAUCGCCAAGCUGGACUCGCUCCUGGAGAAAGCCAGUCUCUACUCGAGUUUUCUCUUUUCCAACAUGGAAAAUGCAGCACGAGGUACGUCCGACGUGGUCGAAACGGCAGAGGAAACUGAAGUUGCUACGGAUCGUAAACGCAAACGGGACACGCAAUCGUCGCAGACGGGACAUGAAAAGACGAAAAAAGGCGUUGACAAGCUGCGUGAAGUGCAAGAAGACCAGCAGCAACUCAAGAACGUGUCGUUCCCGCAGCCUAAACUUCUUACGGGCGGCACGUUGCGUACCUACCAGCUUGAAGGCAUUCAGUGGCUGUGUAACUUGUUUGAGAACGGGCUGAACGGCAUUUUGGCCGAUGAAAUGGGACUGGGCAAGACGAUCCAAGUGAUUGGACUGCUCGCUCACCUCAAGGCGCUCGGUGUGCGAGGGCCGCAUCUGAUUGUCGCUCCACUAUCGACGCUGAUGAAUUGGGCCACCGAGUUCCGCAAAUGGGCGCCUCAGAUGCCCGUCGUUAUCUAUCACGGCACGAAGCCGGAGCGGAAAAACAUGCGCAAGAAUGAACUCAAUAGCAAGAAGAAGAGUUACAUGGACUUUCCAGUCGUUAUUUCGUCGUACGAGGUCAUGUUGGCCGAUGCCAGGGCGUUUACAAACUCGGGUUUCGUGUGGAAGUAUAUGGUGAUUGACGAAGGGCAUCGUUUGAAGAAUAUGGACUGUAAGCUCGUUCGAGAGCUCAAGCGAGGACGUUCGGAGAAUCGGCUCCUGCUGACUGGAACGCCGUUGCAGAAUAACUUGACUGAGCUAUGGUCGCUGCUGAACUUCAUUCUGCCGGAUGUGUUUGAUGAUCUCGAGCUGUUUGAAAGUUGGUUUUCGUUCACACCUGAUGCUGUGACAACUGCUGCGGCUACGAAUGAAUCGGUAGCGACGCAGGAUGUGCUGCAGGGUGAGAAGAAGAUCGAGGUCAUUGCAAAGCUGCAUGAGAUCCUGCGACCUUUUCUUCUCCGUCGCCUGAAAGUAGAUGUAGUGGAAGAAAUGGUAUCGAAAACGGAGAUUUUCGUGUACUGCUCCAUGACACCAGUGCAGCGUGAGUAUUACCAGAUGAUCUGUGAUGGCACGCUCGCAAAGGCGAUGGAGGAGAAAUACGGCAAAUCUCGAGCCCAACAGGCGUUCAAUACGAGAACACUGAGAAACAAAGUGAUGCACAUGCGAAAGUGCUGUUUGCACCCUUACCUUUUUGAUGAACCGUUGACAGCAACAGGAGAUGUUGUGACGGACGAAAAGAUCGUCGCGAUGUCUGGAAAGAUGAUGGUACUGGAUAAGAUGCUGCGGGAACUCAAGCGUAAGGGCCAUAAAGUCCUCAUUUUCAGCCAGAUGACACGCGUACUGGACAUUCUAGAAGAUUAUUUAUCCAUGCGAGAGUAUAGCUACUGUCGCUUAGACGGCAGUACGAAGCUGAUCGAUCGCGUAGACCAGAUGCAGAAGUUUAACAAGGUGUCUGCUGGGUCAAUCGUUAUUACGAACGAUGACGACAACGUCUUUGUUUUCAUGCUAUCUACGCGCGCUGGUGGCCUUGGUAUCAACUUGAUUGCAGCCGACACCGUCAUCUUCUUUGACUCCGACUGGAACCCGCAGCAGGAUAAUCAAGCAAUGGAUCGAUGCCAUAGAAUCGGUCAGAAGAACGAAAUCAUCGUGUAUCGCCUUGUGACUGAAAACUCGUUUGAAGAUCGCAUGACCCAGCGAGCGUUCGAGAAACGUAAACUUGAGCGCGUUGUCAUCCAACGCGGUGGGUUCAAGCAGCGUACGACCCCUGCAGAGACUACUAGACUUACCAAUACAGAGUUGGAGGAACUACUGAAAGACGACGUGGAAAUCCGUAAGGGUGUGGAGAGCGGUGGCAUUACGGACACGGAACUGAGUCACAUUCUGGAUCGCGAGCUUGUUGUCAGGAGCUUCGUAAAACACACCAAGUAUGAUGAUGGACCUGAAGCAGACACGUCAUCAGAGUCGAUCAUGAUUCCAUCCAAAGGUCACGGGUACGAAGUGGUCGAAAAUACACCGGCAUCGAUGGAGGGUUUUGCGUAA
This is a messenger RNA of Peronospora matthiolae, 2235 nucleotides long. Lineage: Eukaryota; Oomycota; Peronosporomycetes; Peronosporales; Peronosporaceae. The record is from the annotation of a GenBank genome assembly.